UCCUUUAUCCAACCCCCCGCGGGGUGAAAAAAAGAAAAAGAAGAAAGAAAACCAAAAAUAAAGUCUCCCAGUUCCAGGCUUCCGGCAACGGUAGCAGGGCAGGAGCAGGGCAGGUUGGCGUGACGAGAAGAAGAAGAAGCAGAAGAGAAGAAGAAGAAGAGGAGAAGAAGAGGUCCACUCCGAGUGGCCUUCAAUUCCGCCGGCGGCAACUUCAUCGUUCGAUGAUCAUCAUCGAAGCGUUGAUUGAAGAAAAAGAGUAAUGGAUUUGGGUGCGGGCGAUGAGAGUGCAGAGAGGCCAGUGGUAGUAGUAGGGGGGAAGUACAUGUUAAAACGGAGAAUUGGGUCAGGCUCUUUUGCGGUGGUGUGGCGGGCAAGGCACCUGCAGUCCGGCGCGGAGGUGGCGGUGAAGGAGAUUGACACGAAGCGGCUCUACCUCGCCCACAAAAAGCUUGGCGACAAUCUCCUCAAAGAGAUAUCUAUACUCACCAACAUUCGUCACCCCAACAUUAUCCGCCUUUUUGAUGUCAUCCGGACUGAGGACACAAUCUACCUCGUUCUGGAGUAUUGUAAUGGCGGUGACCUUGCUGCUUACAUACAUCGCCGCGGCAAAGUCUCCGAAGCUCUUGCCAGGCACUUCAUGAACCAAUUAGCUGCAGGACUGCAAGUUCUUAAUGAAAACCAUGUCAUUCACAGAGAUUUGAAACCCCAAAACCUUCUUUUGUCCAAGUCCAAUAAUGAAGAAGUCCCUCAACUGAAGAUUGGUGAUUUUGGUUUUGCAAGGUACUUGGAACCUCAAGGCUUAGCUGACACACUAUGUGGUUCACCAUUAUACAUGGCACCUGAAAUUAUACAGAACAAGAAGUAUGACAGCAAGACUGAUUUGUGGAGUGUUGGAGCUAUUUUGUUCCAACUGGUAACUGGAAAGCCACCAUUUGAUGGUGAUAGCCAGCCACAGCUCUUCGAGAAUAUUCUGAGGGGCAGUGAGCUACAAUUUCCAGAAGGUACUUUAGGGGAAUUAACUCCAGAGUGCGUGGCUCUCUGCAAAAGCCUUUUAUGUCAUAACCCUGAUGAACGGCUACCGUUUGAGGAGUUCUUCAAUCAUACAUUUCUGAGAGAGCCCAGGCUGAAGAUGGAGGUUGAGAAACAUUCUGUUCCACAAAUCAGAUCUCUGGUUGAGCAGUCAGAGUGUUUGUUGGAUAAAACACCAUCCGUGGAAUCUUUUAAAAUGCCUCUGCUCCAUUUGCAACAUUUUUCUAGUUUGUUUCAGACGACUUCUGCAGUACCUUUUUCAUUGGUUCAUAAUGACAAGAAGAAAAUAUCCUGUAGAGAAGAUCAUGGCAGCGCAUCUAGCUCCAAAGGCUCUCAGGGGUUUAUGUCAAAUAUUUUAUGUGGUGAAUUAAAGAUGCCUUUUGACGGUGAUGUCAAUGUAUCCAGUCGACCCACAGCUGCUGAUUCGAUGGAGUUGAUUGAAAAAGAUUAUGUUUUUGUAAAUGUUCAUUUUACUUCCACGGAAUCUCUCUCUUGUCCCGUGGGGAUAUCCCUGGUGAAUAAUUCUUGUGGAGUUUUGAGCUACCCAGCAAAGAAGAGGAGUAAUGAGGAUGUUGCUGUUGAAUUGCCAGUUAAAGAGACCACUGCUCGUUCUUUGAGUGGCCCAAAAAGUCUGGAAGGUUCUGUAUCGGCAUCAAGUGCUUCUGCCACACUAAGGCAAGUGCAAGAGGUGUCUAUACUGCAUCCUUCAACAAGACUUAAGUCGUUACACCAAUAUAUUUGUAUUCUGUCAGAACUAGCUCAGGCGAGGCAGUCCGAUGCUGGUUUGUUUCUAGAAUCAUUCUCAGUUCAACUGGUAGUUUUAGCCAUUUGGAAGGAAGCUCUUAAAGUUUGCAGUCGUUGGCUGGGCUCCUCCACAGAGGGUGAUUUAAGGCCUUCAGCCAAGGAAUCAGGACCUGCUCUGAUAUCCGUGAGCUUGUCCCCAAGCUCAGUAGAAACAGUGGAUUUUAGCACACCCCAGGCAGCUUCCAUCUGGGUGGAGCAGGGCUUUCUUGUUGCAUUUGAUGUUAUCGACAAGUUGUCCAACCAGAUUCUAGAUAAAGGUACCACUCAGAUGCCAGACGCCAUGGAGAUCAUAUUCCAAACAGCACUUGAGGUCGGAAAAGUUGGUGGCGUGGAUGAGCUUAUGGGUAACAUGGACAGUGCAUCCGAGUUGUACUCCAAAGCAAUCCUUAUGCUUUCAUUUAUUGUGGGAGAAGCAACGAUAUUGCCCCUCAAUCCAACAUUUUCGCUGACGCUAGCUGAUAGGGAGCGAAUCCUGGGCUACAUUGUCAACUUGAAAUCUCAUCUGUCCCACUUCAAAUUGUCAACAAUCACCUCUUAAGCCAUUUAUGUACAGCUUCCCGGAGUAAAUACCAAGGAUUUGAAAGAUGAAUCCAUUUUGGGAAAUUUUUUCAUAUGCUUUACAUAGCAACUGUAAAUUUAAAUCGAUAAUGUACAGUGUACAGCCUGGUUCUUGUUACGCUCUGUUUAACAUAUCAAGUCCCGUU
Molecule: messenger RNA, 2537 nt
Organism: Diospyros lotus (date-plum)
Lineage: Eukaryota; Viridiplantae; Streptophyta; Magnoliopsida; Ericales; Ebenaceae
Product: serine/threonine-protein kinase ATG1a
Exons: 13
Coding region: 260-2371 (703 amino acids)
Biological process (GO): autophagosome organization; peptidyl-serine phosphorylation; protein autophosphorylation
Cellular component (GO): autophagosome; cytoplasm
Molecular function (GO): protein serine/threonine kinase activity; ATP binding
Source: RefSeq, a predicted model, not a curated record